AUGGGUAAUGUUAAGCAAAAACAAACGACAAUAGAAAAUGGGGGUGAAUUAAAUUCCAAUAUUCAUCAAUUUAGUGUCGAAUGUAUCACAAAAACUGUUCAUCCUUCACAUUAUAUUAAUCAAUUUCAUUUAAAAAAUAUGAUAGGUGAUAAUAGUGAAGUUUUAUCAAAUGUUUAUUUUACACGUUUGGAAGUAUCAAAUGAUGGACAAUAUAUUUUAGUAUAUGAAAAUCAAAAUAAAUUAUUAAUUCUAUUUGAUAAAGAUCGUCAAUUGGCACAAAUAGAAUGGAAUAAUAAUAAUCAAUUACGUUCACUCCAGUGGAGUUCAUAUUUUCAAAAAUUUCUUAUUUUAUCUAAAAAUCAUUUGGCUAAAUUUAACUGUAAAACAUAUGAAAUAGAAAUAAUUCCAGAAAUAAAACAAACAGACGAUCCUGAUACAUCAAUAUCAUCGAUGACCACCAAUGAUGAUCAUUUAAUUUUAUGUCAUUCAUUUGGUUUAUCACUUGAACAUUGGUCAUUAUCAAAAAUGAAAUUAAUUCGUAAAACAGAAAAUUUAUCAAAAUAUGGUGAUAUACAUGAAAUUCGUCUAUCUGAACCACCAUCAUCAAUAAUGGCUAUGAACGUUUAUUCUCGAUCAGAUUCAACAUUUGUUAUUGAUUUUUUUGAUAUUCAUUCUGUUAGACGAACACGUCGUUUAAUGCCACCAUCUUCAACAUGUGCAAUACCUUGUCUUCAAUUUUUGACAGUUUUACCCAAUUCAAAUCAAUGGAUUGUACAAAUAAAAGAAUUUAAUGAAUAUUAUCUAUUAGAUUCAACAACAGGUGAAUUAAAAGAAUUAAAUUUAAAUAUGAUGGGACUUGAAGAUGGUGAAUUUAUUACACAUAUUCGUCUAUUUGAUAAUGGAAAAUAUUGGACAUUUAUACGAUGUUUAGAAAAACAAGAUUGUUUUGAUGUUGAAUUAAAAAUAGUUAAAAAUGAGUGA
This is a messenger RNA of Didymodactylos carnosus, 981 nucleotides long. The record is from the annotation of a GenBank genome assembly. Lineage: Eukaryota; Metazoa; Rotifera; Eurotatoria; Philodinida; Philodinidae.